GCUCUGGUUAUUGGGUUGGGAGCCUUGGUUUGGUCCCCCAACUCUCCUUAUAGUGGUUGAUAUUGAACAUCAUUUUGCUUCGCUUCCGGAAUCUGCACUUACUUGUGGUAAUUCUGAAAUACCAGGAAAGUUCUUGAGAGUCAGGGAGGACGGGUCAUCCUUGUGUGUGAAUUUGUCGUGCGAACAUUAAUAUUUAGUAAAUUUAUUCAAGUGUAACUGUUUCUGUAAAUAUUGUUUCGGAUGGACUAUAACCUAUUUUGCCAAAACCAGUUUAGGAUUGAUUUUGCCCUUUCUUUUGAAAUUGCUCUAAUUCCGACCGUAAUGAAGUGACUAUAUAGCUCUUCAGAUUGCUCCUGUAACGCAUUGCACUCUCCCAAAGCAUGAUGAAGUCACAGAUCUCUGUGGUAUCAUGACAACGUCUCAAUGUGUCUCGCCAGGUUGAAAACAGCACUCAGGAAGGAAAACCUGUUGAGAUUAAAUGUCCAACAAGCACUAGAUCGAAAGAUGGGAAAGUAUGAAUACAUCAAAAUUCUUUCGCAAGUGCUGAUCAUUUGCCUUAUCAGUUCACUAGUUAUUUUCUGCUGCGUGAUUGCAACGGAGAAUGAGAAGCCAACUGCGAUGUCAGACGUCGAGCGUGAAAGUUUGAAGGAGGAAGCUAGAGACAUGUUUUACCAUGCCUACCGAGCGUAUAUGGACAAUGCUUAUCCUGCCGAUGAAUUAAUGCCCUUAAGCUGUCAGGGAAGGUAUCGAGGAGUCCAACCUAGCAGAGGAGAUAUAGAUGACACUUUGGGAAAUUAUUCUUUAACAUUGAUUGAUACUUUGGAUACCCUUGCUGUAUUAGGAGACCUAGAAGAAUUUGAACAUGCUGUUCAGCUCAUCAUCCAAGAUGUGUCUUUUGACAAGGACAUUGUUGUUUCUGUUUUUGAAACAAACAUCCGUGUUUUGGGGGGACUUCUCUCAGGUCAUGUUCUCUCAGAGUACUUACAACAUAAAGCAGGGGUUAUGCUGUGGUAUAGGGGUGAAUUAUUGGAAAUGGCCAGAGACCUUGGUUACCGACUUCUACCAGCGUUCAAUACCACAACAGGCAUCCCUCAUUCCAGGAUCAACCUACGACAUGGAUUGAAAUCAAAACAGCUGGAAUGGUCUAAGGAGACAUGCACAGCAUGUGCGGGAACUAUGGUGUUGGAAAUGGCUGCACUAUCCCGUCUCAGUGGUGAUCCAAUUUUUGAAGAAAAAGCCCACCGAGCAAUGGAUGAACUUUGGAGACUUCGCCACCGGGGCUCUGAUUUAAUGGGGACAGUCUUGAAUGUCCACUCAGGUGAUUGGGUCCGUAGAGACUCUGGUGUUGGUGCUGGUAUCGACUCUUACUAUGAAUAUUGCUUGAAGGCAUAUAUUCUCCUUGGAGAUGACCGAUACCUGAACCGUUUCAAUAGGCACUACUCAGCAGUGAUGAAGUACAUAAGUCAAGGGCCAAUGCUGUUGGACGUUCACAUGCACAGACCACACACAAACUCACGUAACUUCAUGGAUGCACUCCUAGCUUUCUGGCCUGGGCUCCAAGUUUUAAAUGGAGACCUGAAACCAGCAAUUGAGACCCAUGAAAUGUUGUAUCAGGUCAUGCAGAGGCACAAUUUCAUUCCUGAGGCUUUCACCACAGACUUUCAGGUGCAUUGGGGACAGCAUCCACUACGACCUGAAUUUCUGGAAUCAACAUACUUUUUGUAUAGAGCCACAGAAGAUCCGCACUACCUACAAGUUGGCAAAAAUGUUCUUCAAUCGCUUCAAAAGUUUGCCCGAGUACCUUGUGGUUAUGCCACUGUCAAAGAUGUGAGAACCGGUCUCCAUGAAGAUGGGAUGGAUUCGUUCGUACUGGCAGAAACAUUCAAGUACUUGUUCCUCCUCUUUGCCUCUCCAGAUGAUCUAGUAGUCAACCUCGAUGAGUUUAUCUUCACAACAGAAGCUCAUCUUCUCCCACUUACUCUAGCUCACUCGCGCACCAAUUUCACCGUUUUUCCCAUGCAAGAUCAAGAAGAUGAAGAGAUAGGAGAGCUUGCGCAAUCAUGCCCUUCUUCUCUCCACCUUUUUCCAGAAUCAGUGCGCAAGCCACUCAAGAACAUGGUUGAUGGAGUAUGUCCACGUCAUACAACGCAGCGCAAGCUUCUUGCAUCUCAAUUUCAGUCAAACAAUGUUGAACAUAUGCGAUUGGUCAAGAACAUGGGUAUAACUGUCACAACACUUGCUGAUGGAAGAAUUCAACUCAUGCACGCUUUUGAUAAUGCUGUAAGUGUAGCAGAGGCAACAGAAGGCUUACUCUUUCUGCAAGAAAUGAUGGAACUGUCAAAAAAUCAAGCUGCAGAAAAUCUUCCUCAAUCUGUGUCGUUUACCUCCACAACAGAUCCCUCUAAAACUGUUGUUCUAACAGCAGGUCCUGCUCAUUUUGGACGACAGUUACGAGGAGAUGACAAGGUGACAGCUCGUUUGGGUGUUGCUUACCCUUUAACAGCGUGUAAGCCACUUCUUAAUCCCGAUCGGCUCAACGGAGUGAUAGCCAUUGUUGAACGCGGUGAAUGCAUGUUUGUCGAGAAAGCAAGACGGCUAGAGGCUGCAGGAGCAGUGGGAGUUAUUGUUAUAGACAACAUGAGUGCAGUAAUUUCAAAUACUGGCGGCUCUUCUACAAUUUUCGCUAUGUCAGGGGAUGGGACAGAUGAUAUCCAUAUUCCAGCUGUGUUCCUGAUUUGGCAAGAGGCCUCAACGUUAAUUAAGCAUGCCAUUAAACACCCAUUAAUGCAAGUUACCCUUGGGGAUCACAAACCAGAAGAAGCUAAGCAGAGUAAUAAGUUAGACUUAAAUACACUAGAUAAAAUUAAAGAAGCUGUUCAAGAUUUCUGGUACAAAGACAGAAGUUCGGAAACUGAUGCUGAAACAGCUAAACUCUCGGACCCAAAAAGGAAAGACUCCUCAGAAUCAAGUGAUAAAGAGUCAGAAUACCCUCUCAUGAAGCUGAUCUAUGAAUUCCUAGCCACAAACCAGGCAUCGACAAAGCAGCCUGAAGAGAAAAUUGAUCGAUCGCUGAACACAGAUGAGCUGAUCCAAGUCUUUGAAAGUCCCCACAUGGAGACAAUUGAAAGAAAGGAAAAAGAGGAAAAAGAAAAAAGUAAAAAGGAGGAAAAAGAGGAAAAAGAUGUGAGCACAAGUAGUCGUGCAAGCCUCAAAUUUCUCGAUGAGUUAUAGUGAUCUCUGUGAAACGCAUCGAAGUCAGUCAUGUCAGUCAAAUGCAAAAUUGUGAGUAGGCAAGUGCCUUUACUAGACUGAAGGCUUAGCAAAUCUUUUGUGAGAUCCAACAUACAUAAAUGGGUAAGUUCUAUGUGGGUCCUUAAUGCUGUAAGUAAACUAGGCUGUGAAUAGAGCCCGAAGUAGGCUCAAAAUUUUUAAAUCUAUUCGGACCACUCAAAAACUAUCUCAUUCACUUCUUAGUCAACCUUGUGAUUCGACCCUUUUCUCAGUAGUUGAAAUGCGGAACAUUUCAGAAAGACAGCAAUAUUGGCUCAGCAAAAAUUCACUCCAAAAUUAUUGAAGAUAGCUUCUGCCUUUCUAAUAAUCAAAACUCUUCCUGCUUAUUCCAUUUUGUAGAUAUGAACAUGAUGCAUAAUCUCAACAGGGGUAAAUUUGCAUUUUGGCAUAUUAAAUGUCUCUUCAAAGUUUUUGUCUGUCUGACCCUAUAGUUGUAAGAUUUUAACCAAAGCUUAGCAUUGCCUAAAUGAUUUCUUAUCAUUUCGUAUGGAAUUUCAGUUUUCAUCAAGCUUAUUCUCAGAUCAGUAGAAUUGACACCCAUUCCCCUGAAAGAGAUUUCUGAACGUCAAAUGGUGAAGUAUUUCAACCUACUCUCAUCAACUUGACCUGUUACAUGAGUGGUUAAAACGAAUGGCUUAUGAUAAUAAAUUAUAUUACUGUCGUAACGUACCGACAAGAGAAAUAAGAAUGUGGCUGAAAAUAAAUUGAAGUCAACUAAUUAUUUGGAAUCGGUAUCUUGUAAUUCGCACUCUUAAAACGUCUACAAGUGUUAUUACAUAGCUCACAUUGGUUUCACAUUUUAACGUCAAUUUCUAGAAUAAUCUCAAAACUCGCAAGGUCAGACAGAAAGGAGAACAGGUUCCCUCCUUAAAAGUAGAAACACAUUUAGUCAGAACAACUCGGCAAUCAAAUAAUUACGUUUUGAGCAUUUAUCGUUUCAGAGUUUUGUAGAACUCCGAACGCAUAAUUGUAUCAGACCUGAAUGUGCUAUGCGCGACACUUUUUAAUGGAAAGCUUUGUAAGUCACCAUAAUCAUUGCCUUUCCCCUUGCCUGAGCUCAAGCCUCUGGACCCUGCCAAAAAAAUUUGGGGUCCCAGUCAGGGCUCUAAGCAUAAAUUGGACAACAUUUUGCAAUUUGGAACUACAAUUUCUGGCUCAGUUAAGAAACAACGUAUGUACCAUUAGUUUCCUAAUUUACAUAAGUGUUUUCAAGGAUGAGCCAGAAACUGUAGUUUCUAAUUGUGAAAAGAAUUGCAAUUGAUGAUAGGGUGCAAGUCUUGGUCCAGGCAAUGGGUAUAGACGACGGUUUUGGACUUUUUCCAAGAGGAGUUCAAUUGGGCAACAUUUUGCAAUUAAAAACUACAAUUUCUGGCUCAAUUUCAGAGCAAUGUAUGUACUGUUAGUUUUCCUAUGCAGAAAAGUGUUUUUACGGAUGAACCAGAAAUUACAGUCCCUAAUUGCAAAAUGCAGUCCAGUUGAGAAGUGAAGACGGAAGAGGGCGUCUUACCUGUGAUUUCCGGAGAACAGUUCAGCAUCACUUUGCAGAAGUAAAAUUUUAUUUACGUGUUUAUUGUUGAGUCUCAGCUGGGUCAGGCGAAGCAUUAAUCUGAGCGCCUUGACAAAGUAAGUUAUGCCCACAAAAACUAUUGUUUUCUUUGUCAGAGACUAGAGAUUCCUUUUGAUCACAUUCUUGCAGCCCCUAUUUGUUUUAAAUCUUAUUUCCAAAAAUGGGAAUAGUUUUUGUUUCAAACAAACAAAACCACGUACUGAAAAUUCUAGCCAAGAUGUUUUAGGUAUUUUAAAAUACUGCUUUGAUAUUGGAUUUUGUGAUGUACUUCCGUGACUUCUCAAAGUAUUCUUAAAGUGAGAUUGAUUGCUCAUCAUUUGCUAUGAGCUUAGUUUUUGAAGUUUUCAGAUUUUUCCUUCUCUUAUUUCUCUUUAUUCACGAUGUCAACAGUUUCUCACUGUUCCAAAAGCAUGUCUGACACUCUUCCUGCCUUUCUUUUCAUUUGUCACAAACAAUCAUAAAUUAUUAUUUUUUUAGAGCAUUAUCUAAUCUGAUGAAGAAAUCUUGCAUUCCAUGAAGAAAUAUAUAAUGGUAUGUUUUCUGCAUAUUUAUUUAUGCCUCUGCUCUAAAAAAAAAAAAAAAAAACGGGUGAUUGAUUCACCAAAAGAAACUUGCAUGAUUUUCAUUCAAUUCUACCAAAUUCAAUCAUAUUAAUUCUUGAAACAAAAACAUGUCAUAAUGUUCCAAGACGGGUUUCAGAAAUUUAUUAUUUAUCCUGUGAAGUAUCAUUCUUUUUUUUUCUUUUAAAGGAAUAGUCCAAUGUAAUCCUCAUACGUUUUGGAAACAAUAAUCACCUUUCAAGGCAAAUUAUUGUCGGGGUUAUUUUUAGCUCGAUUUUUGGUCACUUGGACCACUUUUUGCAAUAGGGAACCACUUUUUCUGGCUCAUUAAUGAAAACUCCUAACUGCACCUAUUGCUGGCCACUAAUCUGAUCACAAUUUCUGGCUCACCGAUAAAAGCACCUAUCUACAGAGGGAAAGUAAUGACAUAAAUGAUGUCUUUAGGACGAGCCAGAAAUGGUGGCUCCGAAUUGCAAAA
Molecule: messenger RNA, 5896 nt
Organism: Bemisia tabaci
Lineage: Eukaryota; Metazoa; Arthropoda; Insecta; Hemiptera; Aleyrodidae
Source: RefSeq, a predicted model, not a curated record